GUCGCCGUCGACAUUUUACUCGCCGUCGUCAUCUCCGAUCACGCUUGUCAUCGUUCGCUAUCUACCGGAAUCGAAAUUUUCCGAUUCCUGAAAAAUGAAUUUCUUAAACUCAGCAGCAUCCAUUUGCAGAAGAGUUAGUUUGAGGGAACUGAUCACUGAGGUUCCUGCUUAUAGUGGCAGUAGCAUUUCCGAUGGUUCUUCAAGUGGGUUGAGUUUGGUUUUGAAGCGUUGGGCUACUAAGAAAACCGCUGGUUCUACAAAGAACGGUCGUGACUCUAAUCCUAAGUUUCUCGGUGUUAAGAAAUUCGGAGGAGAGAGUGUGAUACCUGGAAACAUCAUAGUUCGUCAACGUGGAACUCGGUUUCAUCCUGGAGACUAUGUCGGGAUCGGUAAGGACCAUACUCUGUUUGCAUUGAAGGAAGGACGAGUCAGGUUCGAGAAAAGCAAGAUAACAGGACGCAAAUGGAUUCAUGUUGAUCCAACAGGUGGUCAUGUUCUUCACCCUAUCUACAGAAAAGCUGCAGCUGCAAAAUCGACUAAGUUGAAGACAGCUUCGUAGUCGUGAAAACACAUUGAUUCAACCAUCUAAACGUGUCUUCGUUUCUUUUCAUAUGAUCUCUCGAGUACAAGAUGAUGGUAUCUUAGAACAGCAACACUCAGUUCAAUAACAUCUGCUGUUUUGUUUCCCUCUAAUCUCUGUCUGGAUUUUGAUGAUGGGCUUCUCUGGAUUCAACAAAUCAAGUUUUUUUUC
Messenger RNA from Arabidopsis arenosa, 751 nucleotides. Lineage: Eukaryota; Viridiplantae; Streptophyta; Magnoliopsida; Brassicales; Brassicaceae. The record is from the annotation of a GenBank genome assembly.